UUUUUUAUUGGUGAAGUGUGUAAUGUGACCGUUUGGAAUAUCAUGUGUCCUAAAGGAAUUCAGUUCAUUUGAACAUCCAACAAAUGGGACAUUGGAAGAUGAGAUGAGGGAUUUCCGAGGAGAAAUAAAGAGAGAUUAAAAAAAUAUUUUAAAGACGUAGGAGGUCUUUGAGGAGGGGGAGGCUGGAAAUUUCUCCUGUUGUGCAGGACAGUCUGGGACGACUUCCUGCCGCCUAUUGCUCCACUUUUUUCUACAACUUUACAAGUAGCUACAGAUUUCAGCGAGGACGAACUAUUUGGUGACGAAGCAGUGAGGCUGUAAACUGGGACACAGGAUUAAUGCUGAGUCGAGGGGAAGAACUAGAAAAAAGAUGUUCGUGUAGCUUCAAGGAAAGAAGACGGAAGCAGCUUUACAAAAAGAUGUUUCGGAAAAAAGCAUCUUCAUCCUUGAGGGUGACAAGGAUAACGGGAAGCUCAACAUACAGGGGGCGUAGUUUGUCCUUCCAUGAGGUUCGUUGCCAGGGUGAGAUGGAGAUGAGGGCCGGAACCGAAGAGCCAUCAAAUAGCAAUGUAUCAAGUGGUGGCAGUACAGUCCUUCAGCGGCUCCUUCAGGAGCAGAUGAAUCGAAACUAUGUGCUGCAACAACAGCAACAGUCUGGAGGAGGGGGGGUUGGAGUAUCAACAGGAGGAGGAGGUGGAGGUGGCUAUUCAGUACAUGGACAGGUAAGCCCCACUGAUGAUCAUUCUGUAAGUGCUCACAUUGCAAGACAAGAGCCCCAGGGACAGGAGCUUCAGACGGACAGUGGCCUGGAGAAGGUUGGUGUCAUCAGAGUUGGUGGGCAUGGUGGGGGCAGUGGAGGUGGGGGAUGUGUGGGCUCUUGUGGAGAAGCAUCCAGUGGCGGGGGCAGUGGAGUUGGUGUCAUCACCCAAGGACAGUGCCCUAACUUAGAAGAUCUCCCUACAUACGAGGAAGCCAAAGUACAGUCACAGUACUUCCGCGGCCAUGGUUCUCCUCCUCAGGCUCAGCAGCAGCAGAACAGCCAGGCCCAGCAGCCCUCACUGCCUGCCUCGUUAGGUGCUGCUUUCUACGUUACUGGCCUGACCAGCACCAAAGUUCGCACUGAGGGUCGCCCAACACUACAGCGUGUCAGUGGUACCGGGAAGGUGCACCAAGAUGAUGGACUAAAAGAUCUAAAGCAAGGACAUGUCAGGUCUCUCAGUGAACGGCUUAUGCAACUUUCUUUAGCCACCAGUGGUGUUAAAGCCCAUGCUCCUGUAAGCAGCACCCCCCUUUCCCCACAGCUGCCCCCAUCAUGCCAGCCUGGAGACUACUACAAGCCACAACAUCGAGGCCCACCACCAGACUAUCCUUUUAAAGGAAUAUGUUCUCCUGGCAGUCAUCCGGAGUCUGGAGGCCACUUUUAUCAGGAGCCAAGAGUAAGGGAUCACUCCAGGGAGGUUCCAAAUGUUCGAUAUCAGCCCCCUCCUGACUAUGGCUCUUUCAGAUCCACUAAGGAGGUCUCAGUUCACUACCAGAGGCCCCUCAACCAGCACAGUCCCAGCUCCUCUGUGACCUCUGUUGGAUCUUUGUCUCGUGCACAAUCCUCUACUCUGAGCAGCAUGCUCUCUACCGCCUCUCACUCCUCUCAUCCAUCAAUUCCUCACCAGUCACCUACAAGCCAAGGAGAGCCAUACCCAAUUAUGGGACCCCGUGUUCCACAUGGUUCAGGCUCCCAUCACAUGGCAGAGCCUUUCCCCCCAGGACCUGUUCAUCAGACAACGCAGAGGGGUCAUGCUUUUCUUUCUGAUUCUUAUGGCUCCACUCCAAGGUUGCAUCAUUAUCAGCAACAUAAUCAAUGUCAACAACAGCAGCAACUCCAGGGUCCUUCCCAUCCACAGUUGUCUAUGCAGGCAGGACAUGUUCCCCAGCAGCAGUCCUUCAUACAGCUACAGGGAGAGCCUUUUGCAAUGAUGGCCCGUGCCCAGCAGAUGGUGGAUGUGAUGACCGAGGAGAACAAAGUUUUGAGACAAGAGAUGGAGGCUUGUCGCGAGAAGGUCACAAGGUUACACAAGUUGGAAACAGAGAUACAGCUAGUGUCGGAGGCCUAUGAAAACCUUGCCAAGUCUUCCUCUAAGAGAGAAGCAUUGGAGAAAACUAUGAGGAGCAAGUUGGAACUACAAGUGCGCCGACUGCAUGACUUCAACAGAGACCUGCGAGAGCGCAUGGAGACUGCUAAUAAACAGCUCGUUUCUAAAGAGUGUGAUAGCUCUGAAGACAAUCGGAAAACCAUCUCCCAGCUGGUUGCUCAGAAUAAAGAAAUUCUGCGGGAGAAGGAAAAGCUGGAGAUGGAGUUGAAUGCACUUCGCUCAACUGCAGAUGACCAAAGGAGACACAUUGAGAUCAGAGACCAAGCGCUGAACAAUGCCCAGGCAAAAGUGGUUAAACUGGAGGAGGAGCUAAAAAAAAAACAAGUUUAUGUGGAGAAAGUGGAAAGGAUGCAACAGGCUCUGGCCCAGCUCCAGGCAGCAUGUGAGAAGAGAGAACAACUAGAACACCGUCUUCGUACAAGACUGGAAAGAGAACUGGAAUCUCUACGUCUGCAGCAGCGUCAAGGAACCUCACAGAGCAGCGGCUUAGUGACAUCAGAGUACAAUGCCACAGCCCUAAUGGAGCACCUGCGAGAGAAGGAGGAGCGCAUUCUGGCUCUGGAGGCUGACAUGACUAAAUGGGAGCAGAAGUAUUUAGAGGAAAGUGUAAUGAGGCAGUUUGCCCUGGAUGCAGCUGCGUCCGUUGCUGUGCAGAGGGAUACAUCUGCAGCAGGGAUAAACCAUUCUCCGAGCAACAGCUAUGAUACUUCUGUUGAAGCUCGAAUUCAGAAGGAAGAAGAAGAGAUCCUAAUGGCCAAUCGUCGCUGUCUUGAUAUGGAGAGCAGGAUUAAGAAUCUUCAUGCCCAGAUCAUUGAGAAAGAUGCCAUGAUAAAGGUUCUUCAUCAGCGCUCUAAGGAACCCAUGAAGUCUGAUGCACCAUCUGCCAUGCGUCCUUCUAAAUCCUUGAUGUCCAUCUCCAACACUGGUCCAGGUGGUUCAGGACUGCUUUCGCACAACCUUGGGCUUAGCAGCUCACCAAUCACUGAGGAGCGCAAGGAUGCCAGCUGGAAGGGAAGCCUCGGAGUUCUGCUGGGUCCAGAAUGUCGCACAGAGUCUCUGCGGACAGAAUCCAUCUCGUCAUCCCCUUCCCCCGUACUUUCUACCACCCUGAUGACUACAGGUCACUCAAAGACAGGCAGCCGGGACAGCUGCACACAGACUGACAAGGGUCAAGGCCAAGAAGCAAGCAAGCCCAGCCCUUCAGUCCUGCAGAGUAUGACCCUGCCUGCCCGCCUAUCAAGCCCGAGCCCAGUCUACAUCCCAGAUCGCUUAGCAGAAGUUCCAGUGUUUCACAGCAGCACCUUUGAACGGAGGUUCCUUGUGCAGUCCCAUUCACAGCAACAAGCUCUCUCGUCAGCUCCAGCAGUCCAGCAAGAAUUAGACACAGACAUCGUUGAAAUCCUCAUAUGAAACCAUGGCUUCAAGAAAAAAAAAGUAUGCGUAAGUGAUGGAAUGGCAGCUUCAUCACAAGAACUCUCUUAAUCAUCCUGCACAGUGAGAGCUGCAUCUCAGUCCUGAGACAUUUUGAUUUAUCUUUUCAUCCAAUAUCCUUUCAUUCUAUAAUUUUAGCCUGACUGAAGAAAGAACAAGAUUGCAAGGGGUACAACUCUGUAUCAAAAAUAGGCCUGAAGCAAUUUCAGAGGUGAUAUUUUUUCCACUGGUUUCUGUUGUAAUGUAUUCUUGAAAGUAGUAGGGAAUUAAAUAUACACUUUUUAAAAAAAUGUACAUAGUUAGACAAUACUGAGGAGCAAAGUCCCCUCCAAACUCGGAUACAUUUCAUUUGGGAUUUCUGUAUCUGAGUCAAAGUGUUCUAUUUGUUACACUUUUGUGUUUAAUAAGUAGUUGUUGUGUUUAAUUAUUAGUGAUCCUAUUACUACAGUCACUAUACAGUCACUGUAUUACUAACUGUAGUACCAAGUGUUUUUAGCACAUCUAACAGACUUUAUAAAGUUUUCCAACAAACAAGUUUUCCAACUGGUUUUGUUCAGCUUUCUGAAAAGAUAGAGAUGAAAGAGCAUCGCUUUUUCAAGGUAUAGUAACCAUUUCAAAUAUUAAAAAAUUUAUCCAGACAAAUUGCAUUGGAACAAUUGUAUAUACUGUUGUUUGCAAUAUUUAUUGUACAGAUUACCACAUCUGCUUUACGCUUUAUUUUAAGGCAUUUGGUCGUGUGUGUGUGCGUGUGUGUGUGUGUGUGUGUGUGUGUGUUUGUAUAUCUUAGACAUUAGAGACACAUAUGCAGUCAGGACUGAUAUCAACUAGUGUUUAACAAACCCUUCACAUACAGAGGUUUACUUUCUGUCUGUUGUUUCCAACUUAAAACCACAAAUUUAAAAAGCUACAAACAUGACAAAUCAUAAAUGACUUAGAAGUUCAGCCUUUUAACCUUCUCUAAAUAUUAGUAUGUGUAUCUUAAUUCAAUUAAAUCAGCCUGUCAUUUUGCAAUGUUUACAUUCAUACAUGCGUACAUACAUACAUUCAUUUUUGCAUUAAUUAAAAAAGAGAAGUUAAUCAGAUAAUUUUAUUACCACACCAUGUUGCCCUCUCUAACCUUAAAAUGCAAUUUGUUUUCAAGCAAGACCAUUUACUGUCAGCCAAUUGGAAGAUGAGAUUUGAACAUGAGCAUUAAAAGCUUAUAGAAUGCAUAUGCAUAUCCAGUGCUGGAAAAUAUAGUUACAUUUAAGGCUUCAUUUUAUUUCACAUAAAAUACCCUGAAUAUAUGCAAAAUCAUUACUGCCUUUAACAAGAUAAAAAGAACUUCUGUAAACUCCAUUCAGAAAGACCAACAGGUUGGGACACAAAACCAGGACCUUCUAGUUUCUACCAACCACACCACAGCCCACAAUUCAAUUCAUUUCAUUUCAAUUGAAUUGAAUUGAAUUCAGUUUUAUUUAAAUAGCACAAAUUCACAUUAAAUGUCAUCUCAAAGGACUUUACAAAAUCUCUUUUCAAUUUAAUCACAAAUAUAUUCCAACUGAUCCUAGUUAUCAAACAGUACUGUAUGCUUAAAUAGUUAUUCACUGAAGUUUAAAAAGUUUCUGUGUAAUGAAACACUGCAGAUGACAUCGAGUCAUUGACUUGCAGUAUUAACUCUUUCUGGACCAGCAUGUAGCAACAAUCACAUGUACUGUGAUGAUGAUUUAACAGCAUUCCCUCAUACUGAGCAUGAAUGGAGCAACAGUGGAGUGGAAGAACUUUAAUAAGAAGAAACCUCCAGAAAAACUUGGCUUAGUCCAAACGACCCUCUGCCACAACCCACUGGGAGUUUGAGAAGACACAGCAGGGACACAAAAAAGAAACAGAUGAGCUAAUGUAGGAUUGUUUUUCAUUUUUAUGAAAGUAAGUUAUUAGCAGGAGAGGAAGUUGAUGGAAGCAUUAUCUCAGCUAAUUUCUUCCUCCAGGAAGGUAUCACAGCUGUUGCCCCUUGGGCUCCAAAAACUGUCAUCAGUAAUUCCAGUAACUGGUAAUAAAUCUUUAAAUCUCUGAAGAAGAACUUUGGCCACCCCUUAUUUUUUUUCUAUAAAGGUUUUAAUUUAGUCAAGUUGUACAAUUUAGAGCAAAAUUAGCAUGCUUAUAGUAACUCCCGACCACCUGAGUUGAUUUCACUUCAUAGUUGGCUAGAUCAUUUAAAAGCCUUCAUUUUAAUAACAUUCCUCUAAAGGAUUUUCUGUUAAAGAGAAGUAUUAAAGAGCACCAUAAAAUAUGGUGAGUCAGGUGAAACAAGAAAGCAUCCCCAGACCAUCACAUCACCUUGUUUCAAUGGAGUGAUGUUGCUUUUUUAAUGCUUUGUCAGUUCUGAUAUAACUAGAGAUGCAGCUAUGACAUUCUUUAUAGUGUUUCCUGGUUGUUCCAUAUUCUCUGAAUUAGUCAUUAAUAGGUCCAGCUGUGGUUUAGUAGAGUCUCAAAGUCUUAAUUUGUAAGAUCUUCCAAACUGAUAUACCAAUGACUGUUUGCUGACUUUCUGGAAUUUGGGGCAAAUUAGAAAAUAGUAUGUGUUUAUUAUUUAUAUCCACCUGGUGCUUGUUGCCAGAAUGUUUUAUUUAGGUGAUUUUCUAAUUCUACAGGUCUGACAAGAGUCGGGCCUUGAUGUGUAAUGUGGCAAAACACUUUACUAUUUCAGAGUGUUAUUUUGAUUUGAAAAGCUUUUUUGCUUAAUAAAUAUACAUAACUUGAAUACAUGUUCCUUCAGUCACUCAGUUGUUGCCUGAUGUUAAAAUGUUUUGCUCAAAAACAUUCAUUUCAACAUUACUUUCCCAUAACUCUGUCAUAUGAUCAUUCUUUCAUAAAACCAGGUCUGCGUGCUGCAUGACAGAGAACUCUUAUGAACAAAUUUUAUUCUCAGACAGCACACUACAUGUAUUCAUUGUGAAUGUGCCCUAAUUUUUGAAUUUUGAAUCUUUGGGGCUAAAAAUUAUGUUUUUCACAUUAACUUGCAUGAAAUGUGUUUUUCAAAGGAGGUUAGAAAGUUACAGAAGAGGCAAGGACUGAAAAUACAAAACAAACAUAAUUUAAGAACAUAUUUGGAACUGUAAGGUUAGAAAAAGAGCAAUUUCAUUUCUUUGCAGCAGUCACAGUGGACAGUUUAGGUUUUGUUCUGAAUGUUUGGCUUUGUGUUAAAAUUUACAUCAUGAAAGUAGUCAGUCAUUCCACUGUUGGCUACAAAUCCAACACAGCAGCACUAAGACAACUACACUGCCACAACUUAGUGAAGGUGCCACAUACUAGGUCACAUGUAACCAGCACAUAUUCGACCAAACAAUAAUGUCACAAAAUGUAGUUUUCAAAAAGGAAAAAUGUCACAGCUGGGCAUAAUUGUGUGAAAUUCUUACAAAUAUUGAAUUUGGAAUCAGUUCUUUCAGUUUGUAUCAGUUUAACACAAUGAAGUGGGAGCACAAAUAGCUCAGUACAGCCAAAUGCAGUUACAUCUAUUUUGUAGAAGAAGUUCCAGUGAACUGGAAGUUGAUAGUUGAAAUCCACUUUGACCCUUUGAAAAUAGAGAUGAUUAUCUUUCCCUAUCACUAUGAAAAGGUAUUUGAAUGUAUUUUCUUCUGCAAACUAACUUACCUGUCACUGUUGAAGUGGAAUGGACAUUUUAACCAAACCUGGGUAUAUUUUUAAAUAAGUUAUGCGUAUGUUGUAUUCUGUUUUGUACUUUAUAUUCUGUGUCAAUUAACCUAAAUAAACAGCACUUUUCUUCAUUUGA
Molecule: messenger RNA, 7347 nt
Organism: Poeciliopsis prolifica (blackstripe livebearer)
Lineage: Eukaryota; Metazoa; Chordata; Actinopteri; Cyprinodontiformes; Poeciliidae
Gene: amot
Product: angiomotin
Exons: 13
Coding region: 339-3557 (1072 amino acids)
Biological process (GO): angiogenesis; establishment of cell polarity involved in ameboidal cell migration; regulation of cell migration
Cellular component (GO): plasma membrane; lamellipodium; bicellular tight junction
Molecular function (GO): signaling receptor activity
Source: RefSeq, a predicted model, not a curated record